UGAAAUAAGUACAGUCGUAACUGUGAGCGAUAAAAGUGAUAAGCGGUCGUAAUAGAACGUUGGAGAUACAUAUAUAAUUCUUAUUUUACAAAGUACCUACAUACAUAGAUAUUUAAUUAUGGAUGAUUAUUAUAAUCGUCAGCAAGUACAUAAGGGUCGACGAAACCAGAAAGAAAAUGUCAUACCCCCUGAAAGGAACCCACAAAAUUGGAGUUAUAUAAUUUCAGACGAAGAAGCGCUGAAAAUUCAUGGCUUGAACGGUGAAUAUAGUGGUUACUCUACCGACAGCGACAGCGGAAAAAGCAGUUUCGAUGAGGAGUAUUACCAAAACAAACCCCAACCCCAGCAAAUAAAUUGCAUGAAUACUGUGACUAUUAAACGAUCGAAUUCCACAGAUGGGCGGCUUCAAACGAAGCAGGAUUGUGUGCACAACAAUCACGACACAGAAAUGAAGAAAGAUCUUUCUAGCGUGUUGGUCAGUCGCAAACGUACAGCCAGUUCAUCAUCAUUCGAAAAAAAAAGUUAUGAACAGAGUAUACCAUAUCAUCCAGCAUCAUUUAAAAACUUUCAAACAGUAACUCCACAUGUCGAUCCACAUUUAAAUACAUUUUUAGUAAACGAAAAUAAUUUUCACAAUGUAAGAGGUAUAAAUUACCAGUCUUCUACUACAAAUCAGUUUACGCAUGUACAGGCUUUGAAAAAUGUACAAUCAACUAGGACUGAAGAUAACCGCCAGGCAUUUGAAAAUUUCUCUAGAACUGUUAGACAAAAUUAUCACCCUAGAGUUUCAACAUAUCAACCCAUUAAUUUUCAAAAGGAAAUAUUACCUAACAGAACCGUCGGAGCCCCUGAACACGCUUCUACCGAAAGUAGACCUCAGGAAAAUAUAAGAGCGAACAAUCAUAACAUACCACAAACUUCAGGUCAAACAACAAGAAAUAUAACUAACUUGCCACAAACAACAAGAAAUGUAACUAAUGUGACACCUACACACAACUACGUACGAAGGACGGCACCAAAUCGCAACCAGCCUUCAACUUCAAAUGCAUCUGGUCUUCCAAGCGUAAUUACAAACGUUCCAAGUUCAAGUUUUAGAAUGAAUAAAAACAAUUCUUUACCAUCUCGCAACGUGACUAACACUUUAACACCGCAGAAUGUGCAAUCUUCGGCAAAUUACAAUUCGAAUUUGUCGGCUCACAGAGACUUGCUUGACAGAGAAGGCAAUACCCAUGAAGGAGGUAGAAUUUCUGAAGAUACCUCGGAAAGAGUUGUGUUGUGCGAUGACUCGAACGACAGCUUUUACGGCGGAUGUAUAGAUUUUAUAUGUUGCAGAAAAUGCUAAUCAUAUCGAUAUCUAUUCGAUCAGCAAAUGUUCUACGUUUAAAGUGUGAUACUUCUGCUAUAAAGGUUGUUUAUUUCUUUAAAAGGGCACUCCUGUAGCUUUAAAGGGAUUAUCUGAUUGAAUUUGUUUUAACAGAGCAUGUUUGUUCAUAUUUGGAAAUGACACGAUUACGAUUUCAGCCAUAUAAAGUCUAAGCGUGGUCUAUCUGUAAUAGUAAGAGAGACGAGAGUUAUUAAAAAAAGGGUGCAUCAUUUAAUCUAUUUUCUAACAAUUUAGCCGUGUGAAUAUUUUCUUGAUUGGAUAAACUUGUUAUUCCAAGCAGUCUCAGAAAAAAAUGUACCUGGGAUUCACAUCUGGUGGUUAAGGAGGCCAUGAUAUGGCUCCACCUGUUCCAAUCCACCUCCCAGGGAAUUUUUCACUGAGGGAAUUUCUCGCUUACAUUCCGUGGAGCACCAUUACGUGGGAUCCAUACUAUGGCACCUUAGACCGCCAGAUCUGAAUCCCAUGGACUUAUUUUUCUGGGGCUAUCUGACACAGGAGAUACAUAUUGGAAUGCAUUUUGUGACAUGCCGCUAUAUCUCGUUUUCUAAUACAUUUAUCAGCUUUUAAUAAAUUUAAAUAAUGUAUUUUUUUAAUAAAUCGAUAAAGAAGGCCUUUUGGAAAAUUUUCCAAUUUUAAAGUUGAACUUUCAGCACGAUCUUUUGGAUCAAUGGAAUUGCCGUAACUAUAAAUUAUCAAAAAUAUACAUGUUUCUUUUAAUAAAACUUCCUAUGUAAGUGAAAAUUUGGGAUGAAUUCACUUUUAACAGAAAGACUAGUUAUCUUUAACUCUGGAUAUCAAAUUUGACUUUAAUUAGACAAUUCUUAUAAAGGGGGGGGGAGGCGUUUAAGGGAAAACACCCUGUAGAAUACCAAAAGUACAAUAUAUAAGUAGCUGAUUCUAAUGUGAUAACAUAUUUAAAAAAUUUUCAUAUUAAUAUAUA
Messenger RNA from Anoplophora glabripennis (Asian longhorned beetle), 2324 nucleotides. Its product is annotated as phospholipase D C-like. Bases 119 to 1342 code for a protein of 407 amino acids. Lineage: Eukaryota; Metazoa; Arthropoda; Insecta; Coleoptera; Cerambycidae. The record is from RefSeq and is a predicted model, not a curated record. The transcript has 2 exons.